AUGGCGACUGCUGCCAACCCAACCUUCCAAUACGAUGUCUCGGAGACUGCCGGCGUGAAGGUCGCCAACCGAGAGGUCAAUGGUGCUACUGGAACCUUGGCCCUGGUUGCUAAGGCCGGUUCCCGUUACCAGCCUUUCCCUGGUUUCUCCGAUGCUCUCGAGAAGUUCGCUUUCAAGUCUACCGCCAAGCGCUCUGCACUUCGAAUUACCCGCGAGGUCGAGCUUUUGGGAGGUGAAAUCUCGUCUACACACUCCCGCGAAAAUGUCGUCCUUCGCACCAAGUUCCUUGCCAACGACCUGCCAUACUUCACAGAACUCCUUGCGGAGGUUGCCAGCCAAACCAAGUUUACAGACCACGAACUACACGAGGUUGUCAGCGAUCUCCUCAAGUACCAGCAGCAGGCUGUCUACUCCAACCCGGAAGCUGUUGCAAUUGAUGCCGCUCACGGUGUUGCUUUCCACCGCGGUCUGGGCUCUCCCAUCACCCCUAGCCAGUCCACCCCAUACGAGAAGUACCUGUCCGGCGACGCCUUAGCCCAGUUCGCCCAGGAUGCCUAUGCCAAGUCCAACGUUGCCCUUGUUGCUACCGGCCCUAACUCUGCCGAGGUUUCCAAGUGGGUGGGUCAAUUCUUCGCCGGCCUCUCCACCGGCGGCGCUGCAAGCCAGUACAAGGUCCAGCCCACCGCAGCCAGCAAGUACUUCGGUGGUGAGCAGAGAAUUCCUUCAAAGGCUGGCAAUGCCGUUGUGAUUGCUUUCCCAGGAUCCAGCGCUUUCGGCACCGCUGGUUACAAGGCGGAGGCUUCUGUCCUGGCCGCUUUGCUUGGUGGCGAGUCUUCCAUCAAAUACACCCCCGGAUUCUCGCUUCUCUCCAAGGCUACCGAGGGCUUCUCGCAGCUUACUGUUUCGACCAAGAACAUCUCUUACUCUGAUGCCGGCCUCUUCACCAUCACCCUCUCCGGUGCUGCUGGUCAGGUUGGCACUGCCAGCAAGAACGUUGUCGACGCCCUCAAGAAGGCCGCUGCUGGUGAGGUUUCCAGUGAGGACAUCAAGAAGGCCACUGCUCUGGCCAAGUUCCGUGCUCUGGAGUCUGUGCAGACCCUCGAGACUGGUCUCGAGGCCACUGGCUCUGGCCUGGUCCACGGUAGCAAGCCCUACCAGAUUGGUGAGAUCGCUCAGGCCAUUGAGGGCGUCUCUGAGCAGCAAGUCAAGGAGGUCGCCAAGUCCUUCCUGUCUGGCAAGGCCACCCUCGUCAGCGUUGGCGACGUCCAUCAGCUUCCUUACGCCGAGGACUUGGGCCUGUCGGCUUAA
Messenger RNA from Penicillium chermesinum, 1308 nucleotides. RefSeq names its product ubiquinol--cytochrome-c reductase subunit 2. Gene Ontology annotation, molecular function: metal ion binding. The coding region runs from base 1 to 1308 and encodes 435 amino acids. The transcript has 4 exons. The record is from RefSeq and is a predicted model, not a curated record. Lineage: Eukaryota; Fungi; Ascomycota; Eurotiomycetes; Eurotiales; Aspergillaceae. Gene Ontology annotation, cellular component: mitochondrion.